Messenger RNA from Falco peregrinus (peregrine falcon), 3420 nucleotides. RefSeq names its product H(+)/Cl(-) exchange transporter 5. NCBI's taxonomy places the organism in Eukaryota, Metazoa, Chordata, Aves, Falconiformes, Falconidae. The transcript is spliced from 14 exons. Gene Ontology annotation, biological process: transmembrane transport; chloride transport. The record is from RefSeq and is a predicted model, not a curated record. Gene Ontology annotation, molecular function: voltage-gated chloride channel activity. Gene Ontology annotation, cellular component: early endosome; synaptic vesicle; membrane. The coding region runs from base 507 to 2927 and encodes 806 amino acids.
ACAUGCUGUAUCAGCCUGACAUACAAAAGUGCCAAGGAAACGUCGCAGGAUUCGUACGCUGCGAUGUGGUGUUACCUGGUGAAACAUGAUGGUGUGCGUUACCUUGCUGGAAGGAUGUCAGACUGGAACAUGGAAUAUCAUUUGCCUGGGGCCCGUUCCAGCCAUACAGCCCUUACCUAACGCAAACAGCUCGCCUGGUGUUUGUUUGCCUUUGAUCAAGUGGCUGCUGAGGAGGAGAUGCUUUGUGGAGCUGUGGGGUGGAGCGGCAGAUCCCUGCUGCUCUAGUCAGCCUUGCGCUGGGACCACUCCCUGUCGUCGCUCCAAGCUGCUUGCUGCAGGCCAAAAGGGCUUCUCCAGGCUCCUGCUCCAGUGCUGACUCCUCGGGCACCCCAGGAAGGGAGCUGCCCUCUCCGAUGGGGAGAGGAGGGGAGCGGGAGAAGUGGACUGAUGCUCAAGAAUGAAGCAGCUGUCUGCAAGAAGGGCAAGUAGGUUUGGAAGCUCUGGCCAUGGAUCAGAAAGGCUAUCGACGGGGGAGUUUCCAGAGCAGCACUAGUGAUGAAGAUAUGCUGGAAAUAGCAGGAGCCUCUCUGGACUUCUCCAUGGCAGACGAUGACCCACCACUCGACAGGGAGAUGGGAGCAGGAUUUUCCUCAUAUAAUGGAGGAGGGAUGAAUGGCACAAGCACAAUGAUGGAUUUCCUGGAGGAACCUCUUCCUGGUGUGGGCACCUAUGAAGAUUUUAACACUAUAGAUUGGGUGCGAGAGAAGUCCAGGGACCGGGACAGGCACAGAGAGAUCACCAGUAGAAGUAAAGAGUCCACCUGGGCACUGAUACACAGCGUGAGCGAUGCCUUUUCUGGCUGGUUGUUGAUGCUUCUCAUUGGGUUGUUGGCAGGUUCCUUAGCGGGUCUGAUAGACAUUUCUGCCCACUGGAUGACAGAUUUGAAAGAAGGAGUGUGUUUAGCAGGCUUCUGGUUUAACCACGAGCACUGCUGCUGGAAAUCAAACACAACCUUUACAGACAGAGACAAGUGUCCUGAGUGGAAGAGCUGGUCCCAACUGAUCCUUGGCCAUGGAGAGGGGGCUUUUGCAUAUAUUCUCAACUACUUCAUGUACGUUAUCUGGGCGUUGUUAUUCUCCCUUCUUGCUGUGUUACUUGUGAAGGGGUUUGCUCCUUAUGCCUGUGGCUCAGGGAUCCCAGAGAUCAAAACUAUCUUAAGUGGUUUCAUCAUUAGAGGCUACCUGGGCAAGUGGACGCUGAUCAUCAAAACCAUCACCUUAGUGUUGGCGGUGUCCUCUGGGCUGAGCCUGGGCAAAGAGGGGCCCUUGGUGCACGUUGCCUGCUGCUGUGGAAACAUCUUGUGUCAUCUCUUCACCAAAUACAGGAAGAAUGAAGCGAAGCGCAGAGAGGUUUUAUCAGCAGCUGCAGCUGCUGGUGUGUCUGUAGCUUUUGGUGCACCGAUCGGAGGAGUGCUCUUUAGCCUGGAAGAGGUCAGUUACUACUUUCCUCUCAAGACGCUGUGGCGCUCCUUCUUUGCUGCUCUGGUUGCUGCGUUUACGCUGCGCUCCAUCAACCCUUUUGGGAACAGUCGCCUGGUUCUCUUCUAUGUGGAGUUUCACAUGCCAUGGCAUCUCCUAGAGCUUGUGCCCUUCAUUCUUUUGGGAAUAUUUGGUGGGCUUUGGGGAGCUUUCUUCAUUCGCAGCAACAUUGCCUGGUGCAGGCGACGCAAGAUGACCAAGCUUGGUAAAUACCCUGUGCUGGAGGUCUUUGUGGUGACUGCGAUCACAGCCAUUCUGGCCUUCCCCAAUGAGUACACCAGAAUGAGCACCAGCGAGCUAAUUUCUGAGCUCUUCAAUGACUGUGGGAUUUUGGACUCAUCCAAGCUCUGCGAGUAUGUGAAUGAUUUCAACAGCACCAAAGGGGAUGACCUGCCAGACCGAGCUGCUGGCCCAGGAGUUUACACUGCCAUGUGGCAGCUGGCUUUGGCCCUUAUAAUGAAAGUCUUCAUCACGAUCUUCACCUUUGGCAUGAAGGUGCCUUCAGGUCUCUUCAUCCCCAGCAUGGCGGUGGGUGCUAUAGCAGGCAGGUUGCUCGGCGUAGCGGUGGAGCAGCUGGCCUAUUACCACCACGACUGGGCCAUCUUCAGCGGCUGGUGCAGUCAAGGAGCUGAUUGCAUCACUCCUGGCCUCUAUGCGAUGGUUGGGGCUGCAGCGUGUCUAGGUGGCGUUACCCGAAUGACUGUGUCACUAGUGGUCAUUAUGUUUGAGCUCACUGGUGGACUGGAAUACAUUGUUCCUCUGAUGGCAGCAGCCAUGACCAGCAAGUGGGUGGCUGAUGCCAUUGGGCGGGAAGGGAUUUAUGAUGCCCACAUUCGCCUCAAUGGAUACCCAUUCUUGGAAGCCAAGGAGGAGUUCUCACACAAGACACUUGCAAUGGAUGUAAUGAGGCCACGGAGGAACGAUCCUCCUCUGACUGUCAUUACUCAGGACAGCAUGACCGUAGAAGACGUCGAGACCAUCAUCAAUGAAACCACAUACAGUGGCUAUCCGGUGGUGGUGUCACGGGAGUCCCAAAGGCUUGUUGGAUUUGUCCUCAGGAGAGACCUCAUCAUUUCAAUUGAAAAUGCCCGGAAGAAGCAGGAUGGGAUUGUGAGCACUUCCAUUAUUUAUUUCACUGACCACUCUCCUCCACUGCCUCCAAGUUCCCCCUCUAUGCUGAAACUCAGGAGCAUCCUGGACCUCAGUCCUUUCACAGUGACGGACCAAACACCUAUGGAAAUCGUCGUGGAUAUAUUCCGCAAGCUGGGAUUGCGCCAGUGCCUGGUUACUCACAACGGGAAGCUACUUGGAAUCAUCACCAAAAAGGAUGUAUUAAAGCACAUUGCACAGCUGGCUAACCAGGACCCAGACUCUAUACUCUUCAAUUAAAGGCAGACUAGUAGGUAUUGUGUGUUCAACACAAAAGAAACUUUAUUAUAGAUGAUCCUGGAUAUACUUUCCUAUUUUUAUUGAGACCAUGGAACUGUUUUCAGCGUUUUCUUCCAUGGAGCUGAAGAUAAUUUUUUUCUACCAGAUAACCAAUUGCACUACAUAAUCUGUGGAACAUAAUCUUCUUUUUAGAAGAAAAAAAAAGACUAUAUUUACGUUGCUUUUGUGAAGUUGCGUUGGAAAGAUUCCAUGAAGGAGUAAAAGCAAAAUGCUAUAGAAUUAUAUCUCCUCUUCUUAUUUUAUUUGAACUCUUGUUACUAACAUGUGGAGGAAAAGACAAGGUCUAUACCUUCAGAAAUUUUGAAGGAGGAUGAUUUUUGCACACAGCAUUCAGGUGGUGGCAGAAAGAUGUGGCUGUAACUCAGGGGUGAUGUAUUCCCAAUUAGCCACUUGGUGAAGAUAAGAACCUUGUAAAGUCAAAAUAGAGGAGCAU